AUGGCAUGGCUGCAACCCUGCGAGAUUGCAGGACAAAGCGAUAUUGUGAAUUGUUCUUUGCCUGGUGAGGUUCUUUGCUGCAGCGCUGGUCAACCCGAACCACAGCAAGAUGCUUCGGAUAGACCUCAGGCUGCGGCUGUGAUUCUGCAGGAGCGAACUGCUAUGAUCCUUGGCAUGAAUCCACGGACACUUCGUGCGAAGCGACGGUGGUCUUUGUUUAUGUGGCAACAGCAGCGACAUUGGGCCCUUGUUCUCCAGCCUGUUGGAGAGGCUUUCAUGGCCAGGAUCGUCGAUGAUUUCGUUCACAACGCACAGAGCUGUUUUUCGAUGGAGGUACCCGCCUCCCAGGUAUUCUUGGUCUACGAGUUGCUGUUGGACCGCGCAGAGCCCUUUCUCAUGCUGAGCGUGAAGCCCGACUUCCAGACUGAUCGGAAGAACGUGCUCAGGCUCGGGCUGAGCCAACGCCUAAAUCUGCUGGAGAUACAGGCUCAUGCACUUCAGGCUUUUGGUCGUUACAAGUGCUACAGCUUCAUUGGGGCCAACUGCCAGCACUUUGCGACUGACUUCGCAAAGGGGCUCGGUGCCCUCACAAGGAUCAAUCCUGACGAUGAAACGAUUGCAUUGGCAGCAACGGACACGGCUUUGCCAGUGGGGGUUGUGGGUGCAUGCGUGGCUGCUACUGCAGCAGUGGGUGCUGCAACUGCUUCACAAGCAAGCUGCGCACCAGUCCUGAAUGUAGUGGCCGCAUCAGCUUCGGCAGUUAGCCUCUUUGGUUGCGCUGCAUUAGCUGGGGUAGCUGGAAUGUACAAACUGCUGCAUGAUCAGAACCGCCAGGGCAGCCCCGUAGCAGGAGGAGGACAGAUGAUUUUCGCGCAGUCGGCCUCAAUGUGUUUGUCCAUCGAUGGCCAAAAGCUACUGUCCAAAUCUAUGCCGUGCUUGCGCCGCUUGGAGACAAGCUCCGACACUGAAGACGAGGAACUGCAGGAGCUUGACAGGUUGCAGGCCACAUACCAUCUCCCCGAGGUGUGCAGUUGGGAAAUGUUUCUGGUUUCUGCAGAAGCUGUGGCUCUGUGCACCUUGAUUGCAGAGGCCUCAAACGCAGCUCAGGAUGACAGGGCAGAGUUCGUGUUGGCCGGCCUGGCAGCUUGCGGUGCUAUUACUCUUACAAAUCCAAUCGAUGUGGUCAAAACGCGUUUGCAACUGCAAGGCGAGCUUUCAAAAACCGGGCGUUCUGCAGAGAAAGCUUACACCGGGAUUGGCCAGGCGCUGCUGCGCAUUUCGCGGAGAGAAGGCCUGCAAGGCCUGCAGCGUGGCCUGAUGGCAGCUUACCUUCUGCAAUUCAGCAAUGUGGGCUGCCGUUUUGGUGCGUACGGCUCUCUGAAAGAGCUUCUUGGUGUGAAGCCUGGCGCAUCUGCAACAGACAGCUUGACUUCAAUGCUCUUGGGUGCCGCUUCUGGUUCGCUGGCCGCAGUGGUGUCCAACCCCUUCUUUCUUCUGAAGCAAGCCUUCGUGGAGAUUGGGCAGGCCCAGGGCCCUCGUGGCUAUUACCGCGGCCUCUCCGCCUUCGUGCCUCGGGUGGCUGCUGCAACUUCAGUUCAGUUGUCCACCUAUGAUAUCAGCAAGGACCUCAUUCUCAGAUGGGUCCAGGUCAAAGAAGGCGUUGCCACUCACUUCACUGCCAGCCUUCUGUCUGGCAUUGCUGUCACUUUGGCCAUGCAGCCCUUCGACAUAGUGGCUGUGAGGUUGAUGAACCAACCACACAAAGAGUGUGGUCGUGGAGUUCUUUACUCUGGUCCACUGGACUGCUUGAAGCAGAUGCUGCAUGCAGAGGGCCUGUUUGGCCUCUACAAAGGAGCUGCGGCCAACUAUGUGCGCUUUGGACCGUAUUGCACUCUGACAUUCGUCUUUCUGGAACAGCUCCGCCUUGCGUGGGACCGCAGGUUCGCUGAGAAUUGA
Symbiodinium pilosum is the source of this 1956-nucleotide messenger RNA. Lineage: Eukaryota; Dinophyceae; Suessiales; Symbiodiniaceae. The record is from the annotation of a GenBank genome assembly.